Messenger RNA from Gorilla gorilla gorilla (western lowland gorilla), 5955 nucleotides. RefSeq names its product Rho guanine nucleotide exchange factor 7 (gene ARHGEF7). The coding region runs from base 921 to 3332 and encodes 803 amino acids. Gene Ontology annotation, biological process: intracellular signal transduction; lamellipodium assembly. Lineage: Eukaryota; Metazoa; Chordata; Mammalia; Primates; Hominidae. The transcript is spliced from 21 exons. The record is from RefSeq and is a predicted model, not a curated record. Gene Ontology annotation, cellular component: lamellipodium; cytoplasm. Gene Ontology annotation, molecular function: protein binding; guanyl-nucleotide exchange factor activity.
UCCCCGAGACGCAGCCCGGCGCCCGGCCCGGCCCGGCCCUCUGCACAGCCCCACUUCAGGCCACGCCGUUUCCUUGACCUUCCCCCGGCAGGGUCUGAAGCGUCACCGUCCGUCUAGAGCAGAGUCACGCAGGCCCCUGCCCUGCCGGUGAGGUCGGCGCCGCGCUCCGGAGAGUCGGUUCCUCCCGAUUCAGACCCAUAUGGCUUCAGAUGGAACCAUCAUUUGUGUUCCGUCAUGACCGGCUUGCAAGGUAGCAAAGGGAAACAAACGUCUCGUUUUCAGCCUGUCCCCGCCACCUUGAAAUAAAACCGGCAAAAAUAAAAAGAGCAUUCUGGGAAGUACUUCAUCAUUUCAACGCUCACGAAUUCAAAACAUAAACAAAGGGUUCCGAGUGCCCCGGCCAGGGGCGCAGGGCGCACGGCGGGCCCGGGGCAGGUAAGCGCAGGUGCGCGCCCGCCCCCACCCCCGGGUCCCCCCGGCUCCCUCCCCAUCCGCUCCCCGCUCCCCUUCCCCUUUCCCUUCACCGCCCGCUCCCAGCCGCCGCCGCCGCCCCGCGCACGGCCUGGAGCGGAGGCUGCGCAGGGCGCGGGGCGGCGCGGGCCGGGCGCGGGCCGGGCGGACGGCCGCGUCUUUCUUCUCCUGGCGGUGAUGUCAUUGGGCGACGGCGGCCGAGGCCGGGGGGCGGCGGCGGGCGCCCGCAGGUUCCCGAGCCGCUCCUGAGAAGGCGCCUGACAGCGGGCCGGGGCGCACGGAGAAGCGGGCCGGGCUGGACCUGCUGGGCCGCGCCGAGCCAAUCGCCGGCGCCGGCCGCUCGAUGGGCGAGGAGGCGGCGGCGGCGGGGGCGGUGGGGGCCGCGGGCCGGGCCGCCGCUCCGAGGUGAAGGCGCGCGCCCCUCCCCGCCUGCCUCCCGGGCCGCAGCGAUGAAUUCCGCCGAGCAGACCGUUACGUGGCUCAUCACUCUGGGGGUGCUGGAGUCGCCCAAAAAAACCAUCUCGGACCCGGAGGGCUUUCUGCAGGCGUCGCUGAAGGAUGGGGUGGUCCUCUGCAGGCUGCUGGAGCGCCUGCUCCCCGGGACCAUCGAGAAAGUCUACCCCGAGCCCCGGAGCGAGAGCGAGUGCCUGAGCAACAUCCGCGAGUUCCUGCGCGGCUGCGGGGCUUCCCUGCGGCUGGAGACGUUUGAUGCAAAUGAUUUGUAUCAGGGGCAGAAUUUUAACAAGGUCCUCAGUUCCUUAGUGACUCUAAAUAAAGUAACAGCAGACAUCGGGCUGGGGAGUGACUCCGUGUGUGCCCGGCCCUCGUCUCACCGCAUAAAGUCUUUUGACUCCCUUGGAUCACAGUCUUUGCACACUCGGACUUCAAAACUGUUCCAGGGCCAGUAUCGGAGUUUGGACAUGACCGAUAAUAGCAACAAUCAACUGGUAGUAAGAGCAAAGUUUAACUUCCAGCAGACCAAUGAGGACGAGCUUUCCUUCUCAAAAGGAGACGUCAUCCAUGUCACCCGUGUGGAAGAGGGAGGCUGGUGGGAGGGCACACUCAACGGCCGGACUGGCUGGUUCCCCAGCAACUACGUGCGCGAGGUCAAGGCCAGCGAGAAGCCUGUGUCUCCCAAAUCAGGAACACUGAAGAGCCCUCCCAAAGGAUUUGAUACGACUGCCAUAAACAAAAGCUAUUACAAUGUGGUGCUACAGAAUAUUUUAGAAACAGAAAAUGAAUAUUCUAAAGAACUUCAGACUGUGCUUUCAACCUACCUACGGCCAUUGCAGACCAGUGAGAAGUUAAGUUCAGCAAACAUUUCAUAUUUAAUGGGAAAUCUAGAAGAAAUAUGUUCUUUCCAGCAAAUGCUCGUACAGUCUUUAGAAGAAUGCACCAAGUUGCCUGAAGCUCAGCAGAGGGUCGGAGGCUGCUUUUUAAACCUGAUGCCACAGAUGAAAACCCUGUACCUCACGUAUUGUGCCAAUCACCCUUCUGCAGUGAAUGUCCUCACGGAACACAGUGAGGAGUUGGGGGAGUUCAUGGAGACCAAAGGUGCCAGCAGCCCUGGGAUUCUCGUGCUGACCACGGGCCUGAGCAAACCCUUCAUGCGCCUGGAUAAAUACCCUACGCUGCUCAAAGAGCUCGAGAGACACAUGGAGGAUUAUCAUACAGAUAGACAAGAUAUUCAAAAAUCUAUGGCUGCCUUCAAAAACCUUUCAGCCCAAUGUCAAGAAGUCCGGAAAAGGAAAGAGCUUGAGCUGCAGAUCCUGACGGAAGCCAUCCGGAACUGGGAGGGCGAUGACAUUAAAACUCUGGGCAACGUCAGUUACAUGUCCCAGGUCCUGAUUCAGUGUGCCGGAAGUGAGGAAAAGAAUGAAAGAUAUCUUCUACUCUUCCCAAAUGUUUUGCUAAUGUUGUCUGCCAGUCCUAGGAUGAGUGGCUUUAUCUAUCAGGGAAAGCUUCCAACGACAGGAAUGACAAUCACAAAGCUUGAGGACAGUGAAAAUCAUAGAAAUGCAUUUGAAAUAUCAGGGAGCAUGAUUGAGCGGAUAUUAGUGUCAUGCAACAACCAGCAGGAUCUGCAGGAAUGGGUGGAGCACCUACAGAAGCAAACGAAGGUCACGUCUGUGGGAAACCCCACCAUAAAGCCUCAUUCAGUGCCAUCUCAUACCCUCCCCUCCCAUCCGGUCACUCCGUCCAGCAAGCACGCAGACAGCAAGCCCGCGCCGCUGACGCCCGCCUACCACACGCUGCCCCACCCCUCCCACCACGGCACCCCGCACACCACCAUCAACUGGGGACCCCUGGAGCCUCCGAAAACACCCAAGCCCUGGAGCCUGAGCUGCCUGCGGCCCGCGCCUCCCCUCCGGCCCUCAGCUGCUCUCUGCUACAAGGAGGAUCUUAGUAAGAGCCCCAAGACCAUGAAAAAGCUGCUGCCCAAGCGCAAACCUGAACGGAAGCCUUCAGAUGAGGAGUUCGCGUCCCGGAAAAGCACAGCUGCUUUGGAAGAAGAUGCUCAGAUUCUGAAAGUCAUUGAAGCUUACUGCACCAGCGCCAAAACAAGGCAAACACUGAAUUCAAGUUCACGCAAAGAAUCUGCUCCACAAGUUUUGCUUCCAGAAGAAGAGAAAAUUAUAGUGGAAGAAACUAAAAGUAAUGGUCAGACAGUGAUAGAAGAAAAGAGUCUUGUGGAUACCGUAUAUGCAUUAAAGGAUGAAGUUCAAGAAUUAAGACAGGACAACAAAAAGAUGAAGAAAUCUCUAGAGGAAGAACAGAGAGCCCGCAAAGACCUGGAGAAGCUGGUGAGGAAAGUCCUGAAGAACAUGAAUGAUCCUGCCUGGGAUGAGACCAAUCUAUAAGGGACGUCCUCAGUUCUUUCUGUUGAAGACCAAUUCUGAGGUGAAGCUGGGCACCCCUGACCCAAGUCGGGGUGCACUCAGGACCACAGGGCAGGGCUGGGUGGGGCGCCACCUUGCUCUCUGUAUAUAGAAAAGCUGGAGCUUAUUCUGCGAAUGGAGACGAUCAAACCAUGACUGAUGAAUCCAGACAGGAGGGAUUGACUCUGAGGACCUGAGCUACAUCAAUCCACUCUGUGAACAUCUCAGUUACCUCAUUCUGCAAUAAGUUCAGUGACUGACUAAAAGUCUUGUUUUUCCAGACUUUGAAUUGAAUAUAUAAAUAUUAUAUAUACAUGUUUCUUGUAAAUAUCCCCUUUUGAAUGCAUAGCUGUGGUGGUUCUGUCCGGGCUAAUCCCCAUGCUAGAAUGUCCUUUCCAGCUACGUGAAUAAGAAGUCCCAUGCCCGCACCCACCGGAAGCAGAAGCCUGGUGGAUGCCUGGUUUGUUCCGCAGCACCGGGGCCUCCACCGUGCUGUGGCAGCACCCCCCAUGUCGGUAUUUCUAAAUAACCUUAUUUAUGCCUGCAGAGAUACACUUCAGUCCCAUUCAGAAGUCUUCUCUUAAAGCAGCAUUACAGUCCCAGACCUGCGGGGUUCUGAGGGCAGCUUGCUGGCUGACAGACUCAGUCUUGACCUCGAGGAAGGCCCAUACGGCACCGCCGCAUCCACCUAGAGGUGUUUGCUCUUGUCCGCUGUCUGAAUACUGUGAUUCUCAGAUGAGUUUGCUGCGUUUUGGGAGGACACAGACGGUUCUGUAUAGGCUAGUUCAGUAACAACAAAAUACACUGUUUUGUCUUCCCUUAAAGAGAGAUCUUACUAGAACCUGUAAAUAGAAUGUAUUAUUUAUUAUAAGUCACUGCAGCUGAUGAAAACAGAUGGAGGCCAUGCUGCAGGCUGAUACUGAUGGGUGGAGUUUUGUCGUCAGGCCAGCCUCAUCCCGAGGUCUCCUCCACUAUUGGCCGCAGCCAGCAGGCUUCAGUGCUCACCGAAAGUAAAAUCCCCUCCUUCAGCAAGAAUAAAGCAAUAUACACCUUAGGUUCCACUAAGUAACGUAGGCAUAAGCAGAGAACGUUUCCCCCACUGUGUUCCAGUGCAGAGGAGACGAAGGAAGCCUGUCCUCACCGCGGCUCGCUGGGCCCAGGCUGGCUCUGGAAAGCCUGUGCGGUCCUGGGCAGGAAGCCCAGCCCGUGGGGCAGGUUUUCGUUCUGCUUCAGCAAUAAAUAAGGGUGACCACAGGGACUUUGCUUUUGGUUUCCCUUCCUGUGAAAAGGUUGGUUUUAAAGUGAGAUACACUUUUCCAUAGAACAAGUGUUCUAUCUUUAAAAACCCAAAUUGCAGCACCGUGGAUUACUGGUCUCAGAACAAUUCAUUUCGCAUCAGAUUUGACUUUCUGAUUUUCUGUCUAUUGGCCAAAUUGCCCUUUAACUGCACCUGAAUCCUUUGUGUACUGAUGCCUUUGAGCUGGGCACCUUGGGAGAGUGUUCUGUUGCUGUUUACGGUUCUUCCUUGCCCUUGCUAAUUACAGUCUCUGGUGCCCAGCAAGCCCCUUUGGCUUCCUUCCGUGACUGGUCACGUUGUCUGCCUGGGCUCAGCGUGGACCUGCCCCAUGCUGCAGAACCUGGCCUCACCUGGACUUUUCACUAGAAUUGCCAGCUUCCUCAACUUAGCAGAUCAUCCACUCAUGCGGGCACAAGCAAAGAUCAACACUUUCUUUUUUGGUAAGCUUGAGUUUUAGAAGUUAUUUUUUGGUGAUGCGUAAGACAUUGCAGUGGGAAACCAUUCAACUUGAGUUUAUUGGAGUUUGCUGUUGUAGCAGGUUUUAACUCAGGAACAACUCUCGUCUGAUCUCUCCGCCCCUCUGCCGGGAGGCGACGUUAACUGUCCUCUUGGAGCCGGUAGCGUUGCUGUCCGAGUCCCCAGGACGGAUCUCCUGCAGACCUGCCUUAAUGCUCAGAUCGAAGUAUUUCACAAGAAUACUUGUGUUUUUAACAGCCCUUCCCCUGGAUGGUGCGGCCAUGAGGGCCUCAUGUUACUGCAUUGCCUUUUCUUUCUGUGGAUCCAGUAUCUUCCUCGGCUUUUUAGGGAGCAGGAAAAAUGCGUCUGAGAGCAACUCUUUUUAAAAACCUGCCCUGUUGUAUAUAACUGUAUCUGUUUCACCAUGUGACCUCCCAAGGGGGUGGGAACUUGAUAUAAACGUUUAAAGGGGCCACGAUUUGCCCGAGGGUUACUCCUUUGCUCUCACCUUGUAUGGAUGAGGAGAUGAAGCCAUUUCUUAUCCUGUAGAUGUGAAGCACUUUCAGUUUUCAGCGAUGUUGGAAUGUAGCAUCAGAAGCUCGUUCCUUCACACUCAGUGGCGUCUGUGCUUGUCCACAUGCGCUGGGCGUCUGGGACCUUGAACGCCUGCCCUGGUUGUGUGGACUCCUUAAUGCCAAUCAUUUCUUCACUUCUCUGGGACACCCAGGGCGCCCGUUGACAAGUGUGGAGAAACUCCUAAUUUAAAUGUCACAGACAAUGUCCUAGUGUUGACUACUACAAUGUUGAUGCUACACUGUUGUAAUUAUUAAACUGAUUAUUUUUCUUAUGUCA